AUGACGUCUUCAGCGUCUGGCUCUAUUGCCUUCUUCAUCCUUUCACUACUCUCCAUAUGCGGUCUUGUCCUCCUGCUACUACGCUACUAUCUCCCACUUCGCACCACUCCCGCAUACGUCGUCUUACCCGUAUUCCUAGCGAUAGCUCUUCCAGCCAGCAUCGUUGUCCUGCUUCCCAUCGAUCUUGCAAGCAGCGCCGGACUCGAUACAACUGACGGCGCAAGGGGGAUAUGGCUAAAUGACACGGUUGUGUACAAGACAUGGCGCGUCAUCUACUGGCUCACAUUCGCCCUCACAUGGGCUAUACUGCCUAUGCUCGGCGAAUAUUGCGACAGCGGAUACAGGGAGCCCAAAGCCAGGCUGCAGUAUGCGCUUCGAAGCAACGGACGAUACUGGCUCAUCCUGCUGGCAUGCAGCGUCGUCGGCUCCGUCUACCUGAUAUGGUGGAACGGCUUCGAGGCCGACACAUUCAAGAGUUUGGUUAUGGCGCUUGCCUAUACUUGGGGUCUUAUUCUAGGCAUCUACCUCAUGGGCCACGGGCUUGUCGCGUUCCCGCGGAGUUUGUUUCGGUACGCGAGCGUUAGCGAACGAUUAAAGAGAAUACAGGGCCAGGCACCCAAAGUCCAUGAAAGACUGACCGAGGCGUUGGAGAAGCUGGACCAGUACGAAUUCCAGGUUGUACAACUCAAACAGAGGAAGAAUGGUAUUCCAAAGGAAUUUCAAGAAUGGAUUGACGAGAUAGCGGAGAGAAGUAGUCUACCAGAAAGCCGGGCGGGUGUCCUUGGACGUGGAAAUACGACAACGAUUCCACCAGUCAUCACGGAGCGAUAUCUUGCAGAGCUGACGAGGAAACUGAAGCGCGCGCGACACGCGAAAUGCCGCUUUGAGAACGAAUGGGAUCACAUUGUACGGAAAGCCGUCCGCACACAAGCUAUCCUCGACUCCAAGGCCAGCAAACAUCUCGAAUUCAAGGGUGCAGCCAGAUUGUCUCAUACAGGCCUGUUUGAACGCUUUACGCUCCUCACUCCCUUCACGCGGUACCACCUCCACGUCCAUAUCAUUCCUGCAUUGACAUACAUAUCAUGGGCUACGACAAUUCUAGCCUCCAUCUCCAUUGUCUGGUCAGAAUGCGUUCGCGAAGCUCAGGAUUUUGGUGGCCCCAAACUUUCCAUUAUCGGUUGGACAGUCGUCCAUCGUCAUGAUAGCGGUCGCUCAUCUGUUGGUUUCAACAGCCAGGUUAUUGCUGCCGCUUGGCUAUGCUACAUGUGUAUUUGCGCCUUCUACAGUCUCACUGAGGUCAAGAUUUGGGGCAACAGAGCGCUUGUACGACGCAAUACCUACCAGGAAAGUGCGACAUGGUAUGGUCUCCAGGUUGCGAAGUUGACCGUUCCUCUGAGCUACAACUUCUUGACGAUGACGGACAAGAAUAUCUGGAAGGGCACCAUGUUCUACAAAUUCCUCGGUCGCCUCAUCGUCUUGACUCCGCUCGGUGAAGGUUUCAGCGCUUUCUUUCCUAUUUUUAUCCUCGUCCCGGUCUUUGCAACAGCGUUUGGUCUCUAUGGCAAAGUGAAGAACAUCUGCGGCUUUGGUGAUCUUUUGGACGAUGAAGAAGACGGAGCAGCAGGUGCUCACGCAGGCACUGGUUCUUGGCGUGAAGGCCGCGCGUUGAUCGCACGUGAAGUCCAGGGCGCCAGCGGAAAUGUCUUGGGUCUCUCUCAACGCACAACAUUGCCGCCAAAUGAGCGUUACACAGACAGUCCAACACCCGCAUCAUCAAGUCGUACUGCUUCCGCGGUAGCUACCAAUGGUUCAAGCAGUAUCACGCGAUCUUCAGGAAUCCGAUCUGAGCAAAGGCGACCCUUGCUAGAAGACGAUGAAGGUGAAGGAAACUUUUUCGAGAAUUUUGCCUCCAGGGUCAAGAACACAUUCGAAACUAAUGACUUUUCCUUCACCCGGCCCAAGUGGCUUGGUGGCGAAGACGAAGUUGACGCCGGACGCAGUCGAAGACAGGCAGAGAGAGGUGAGAGUGAUCGUGCAAACGGGUUUCUGAGUCUGUUUGGUGGGAGGUCUGAGGAAGGGAGAUUGAGAUUGUAA
Molecule: messenger RNA, 2094 nt
Organism: Bipolaris oryzae ATCC 44560
Lineage: Eukaryota; Fungi; Ascomycota; Dothideomycetes; Pleosporales; Pleosporaceae
Exons: 1
Coding region: 1-2094 (697 amino acids)
Cellular component (GO): membrane
Source: RefSeq, a predicted model, not a curated record